CGGAUUUAUAAAUGGUUAGUUGACGUCAUGGGGAAAUAUAACGUUUGACUCACUUCCCCAGUUAGCGUUAUUCGUGGUGUGUGUCUGGAGGAAACGGAGUUACUUUAAUUACGUUCAGUUUUGGAAUAAUCCAGCAGUUACCAAUCGUAAGAUGGCUCGUACCAAGCAGACCGCCCGCAAGUCCACCGGAGGAAAGGCGCCAAGGAAGCAGCUCGCUACAAAGGCAGCCAGGAAAAGCGCGCCAUCCACCGGAGGAGUAAAGAAACCCCAUCGUUACAGGCCAGGAACCGUGGCUCUGCGUGAGAUCCGUCGUUACCAGAAGUCAACUGAGCUGCUGAUCCGCAAGCUGCCCUUCCAGCGCCUGGUUAGAGAAAUCGCCCAGGACUUCAAGACAGACCUGCGUUUCCAGAGUGCUGCCAUUGGAGCUCUUCAGGAGGCCAGCGAAGCAUACCUGGUGGGUCUGUUUGAGGACACCAACCUGUGUGCCAUCCACGCCAAGCGUGUCACCAUCAUGCCCAAAGACAUCCAGCUGGCCCGGAGGAUAAGGGGAGAGCGGGCUUAAAUGGCAUUCAACUGCCUGUUCCAGACAGUCCUAUUUAUCUUACUUAAACAAUUUCAUGUUUUUU
Molecule: messenger RNA, 626 nt
Organism: Oncorhynchus tshawytscha (Chinook salmon)
Lineage: Eukaryota; Metazoa; Chordata; Actinopteri; Salmoniformes; Salmonidae
Product: histone H3.3A
Exons: 4
Coding region: 152-562 (136 amino acids)
Cellular component (GO): nucleosome
Molecular function (GO): DNA binding; structural constituent of chromatin; protein heterodimerization activity
Source: RefSeq, a predicted model, not a curated record